CAAUUUGCCAGCCAGAGUUGCUCCUUCACUCUCAACAGUAAUCGAAUCAAUCGAUUCUGCCUUGUCUCGUUUUAGAGGGAAUAAGAUGCCCAGGUACCUUACCCAAGUUACUGACUCAGGUAAGCUCAACCGCGACAAGCCACAAACUCAAAGUCACAAAGCACUCCCGAUGUCAGGUCGGUGUCAUAAGACGUGACCGUCAACAGCAGCCUGCCACUCUGUUGACCACAGGUUUCUAAGAACGAUGCCGCUGAGUUCUCGAACCUCGCCCGCCGCCCUGCGAACCAUCAGGGAUGCGUUCGAGGGCUUGAGGCAAAUCGUUUCAGCCGGUGAUCGCGCAGAUUGGGACUCGACAACCCUCGACAAUGUCCGCCAUGCCAUCCAUCUUGUUGAAAACCAGCUCGCAGCUCGCCAAUCUCUGAGAAAUAUGCGCCGACUAAUGCCGCUCUUUGAAGGGUUAGGAUAUUAUUCCAAAUCCAUCGAGGUGCUGUGUAAUGGAACUCCCUACCUUCCGUGGCUCUGGGCGCCGAUCAAGGUGAUCCUGAAAGUUGCAUCCGACUAUGUUGAAGCCUUCGAGACAAUAGUCAAAGCCUACUCCCGCAUUGCCGAGCCUCUUCGUCGAUUCAAAACGCUGGAUCAGGCCUAUUCAACAAAUCCCGACGUCCAACAGACUUUGGCUGUCUUCUACGCAGAUAUUCUCAGAUUCCACAAGGAAGCAUACCAGGUCGUGUGCAGGAAUGGCUUCCAAGUGCUGUUCCUCUCCUGGUGGGGUCGGUUCCAGCGUCGCUUCGAUGGCAUCAUCGAAGACCUCAAAGAACACGAGAGUGUAGUGGAUAAGACCGCUAAUGCCGUGAAUAUCUACGAGGCCAAACGGAUGAGAGACACUGUUUCUGCUUGGAGACAGGAGUUUCUCGCCAAAAUGUCGGCAGAAGAAACAGAACAUACAUCAGCUCAGUACCUCGCCAUUAUAGGGCUGCUAAAAACGGACGGAUCGGACCAAGCCAGGAUCUUCGAGUCUAUAUCUGAUGAAGCUCAAAAAUACCCUGGAACAUGCGCCUGGGUCACUCAGCAAGCCAAAAUGUCAUCAUGGAUGCGGUGCCGCCCAGAAUCCAGCUUCCUCAUCCUCCAUGGACACCCAGGCACGGGGAAGAGCGUUUUGGCAACUCAAGUUGCUACAUUUCUCCGGUCUGGCGAGCAAUCUCUCGUCUUUACACACUUUUGCACUUAUUCCGACAUGGCAUCCAUGGAGUACGACCAGGUUCUGAGAUCCAUCUUAACCCAACUGAUUCGAUCCAACACCGACUUGGUCGCCCACGCAUACCAGGAGCUAGUGCUGAAGAAGAAGACUCCCAGUCCCGCGGUUCUCGACCAACUAUUGCGAACCCUGAUCCCGGCCGCAUCGCCCCUUCCAUCCAAAGUCAGAUACAUCCACAUCGUUGUGGACGGCCUUGACCAGUGCUCAGAGGAUACCCAGGGGAAGGUCAUCACAUUACUUGAACGGAUAGUAACGACCGCUUCCACAUCGGGCUCGACUGUCUGCAAGGUGUUGGUAUCCGCUCGUUUAACACCGGUGAUUAGGAGGAAAUUGAGAAACAAAACAACGCUCUCCUUGGCAGACGAAAAGGUCAACUUAGAAAACGCCAUCCGGCAGUACACGAACCAGAGGCUCCAGUCAUUAUCACCCCGUCUAUCGCAAGCGAAGAUUACGGAUGAUGAUAUUAGGGAGAUGGGAGAUCUCACAGUGACAAAGGCAGACGGCAUGUUUCUUUGGGCAAGACUAGUCUUGGACUACCUAGGGACAAAUCUAUCAUAUCUGUUUACGCGAGAAGAGGUUUUGAAGGCAGCACACUCCCUCCCAAGGGAACUUUCGGAAUUCUACGGGAGGAUCCUCACUCAGCUCACAUCGCAGUUAGACGAACGCUCUGUUGCCCGAAUGCAGCUUAUUCUGCGUUGGAUUGCCUUCGCCAAGCGGCCGCUGAGGAGGUCCGAAUUCCGAUCUGCUCUAGCUUUCAGCUUGGGGGUCCCAGAUAUAUCGGAGAUAGUUCCUUCAUAUGUGUUUGACGGUCUCGCGUCGCUGGUUGAAGAACGGCGUGACUCAUCCUUUGCUUUUAUCCAUGUUUCUGUUAAGGACUUUCUGCAGAGCCCUGAAAGCACGUUGGUGCUGGAUGAAAAAGUCGCACUCUACGAGCAAGGCCUGGCUACCGCUAGCUGCCUGCUAUCCGGCUUUCGUUGGAUAGCACCACGAUCAGCUUCCGUAGAGCCACUCAAGAUCAGCCGCAUCAUCCGAGGUCUUCAUGCUUUCCACAUAUACUCCACGCAGUUCUGGGUGGAAUAUCUCCUCUCCAUUGCCUCGACCAAUGACGGCAUAGACACCGGAUCUCCCUUCUUUCUGCAGUCUCAUCAGCUGGCAGAAGAACUGCUGAGUCAACAGCAAGAUUCAAGCACAAGUUUGAGAAAAAGCAUCGCAUCACUGGCCUCAGAUAGCCGUUUGGUGCAUUUAGAGCCGUACCCCAACCUAUAUACAGUUGUCGCUACGAUUCUCAUGGAAAAGAGACAGAAUUAUCUUGAAGGCAUCAAGGAAGACGGCACUACAUGUACGGUAAAGUGUGAUGCAGCUCAUCAUCUGCGGUCCCUGAUGCUUCACUAUCAGCAAACCAUCAGGGACAUUCUAAACCAGCGGGUCCUCCCUGGAGUUACGAUGCAGGACCUCGACGGGUUCAAGCAAGAUUUCCGAUCAACCGCGUUUACUUGCCGCCUUUGGUCAUGCCCCAGUUUUGCUACGGGUUUCGAGACAGAGGAACUUCGCUUCAAGCAUGAAGUUUGCCACCGACGGAUUCUCUGCGAUGUCCCAGGGUGCCAAUAUCCCCCUUUUUCUUCUGUUGACAGCCUCAAGGCCCAUAAGUCAAAAUGUCAUUUGCCAGCUAGCACCAGUGGCCCGGGAAGAAGAGGUAUCCGAAAAUCCCGGGAUCGGUUGCCAACACCAUCACAAUCUUCGACCGCUGCCCGGUUUAUGGGACGACCAGGCUCGCUCCCGUAUCCGACGGAUAGGCAUGACUUGACCCUCUUCCAUUCCGACUCAGACGAGGAACGUGAUGACUCGACCAUGAUCGUCACCAUCCCGCGGCCAAGCUCACCACAGUCUUCGACCGCUGCCCCGGUUCCGUUCCGGACCACGAUGGACUCGGAUCAGCUGGCUAACGCAGUUGGUGGCAAAGCUGUGGAUGCCCAGAAGAGAUCAGCAGGUAUUGCCGGAGUCCCUCAGCCUCCGAAUGCUCCUGGCGCCCAAGUGCAACUCCAGCAGAAUCAGCCAGGAUUGCCCCCUGGGUACACGUACCCGAUUUUCCAAGUAACACCGCAGGACAUGGAAGCAUUCCGCAAGCACCCGAAAGUUGCGACGAUGAGCGACGAGUCGUUGUACGAAUUUAUCAAGAGAGCGAAAAGGGACAAUUUCUACAAGAGGAGUUGGGAGGCCUACAAUGCUCAAAAUCAGGGCAAUGCCAAUCCCCCCGCAGGGGGCCAAAAAACGACUCCACAGAUCCCCCAGAUCCCGGUCACUCAGCCAGGGAGCGUCACGCCAAUUCAACAGCAAAACCUGCGCCAGAACGCCCAGCAGCAAGCCGCUCAGAUGAAGCCUCCCGGUGUCCCGGCGGCAGACGCGGUGACGACCGCGGCUUCGGCAACCCCCAACAACGUCCGACCGCCGCCAAACCCUUCCCCCGCUCCAGCACCCAAGAGUUUGAGGCGGCCGAGCCCCGACGAUUCGAACGAGGCGUCCAGCCAGCCAAGCAGUGCUAUGCAGCGUGCCUCUUCGCAGCUUGAAGUCCGGCCCCCGACCGCCGCCCAGAAGCUGAGUCCUGAGCAGAUAGCAAAACUUCCACCUGACCAGAAGGCUGCCGCGAUGCGGAAGCAGGUGCAGCAGGGCCAGCAUGAGUACGCCUACGAGAUCAGCCGGUUGAAGGAGAUCCAGCGGCAGGCGCUCCAGGGGCACCAACAGCAACCCGGUGUGGAGAUAGCAAUGUCUGGCUCGGAGCUACAGGAGACGCGUCACAGAAUCGCGAAGGCGCGCGGGAACAUGGAUAUGUUACGCGGGCAAGGCAUACUCCAGUGGUACCGUCUCACCAAGGACGACGCACGAGCAACCAUGUUCUUCAAAGUGCGCUUCAAGAUAGUCAGCCAGUUUCUCGAUGGCGAGAAGAUGACACAGAUGCGGCCGUCCUUGACCAUUUCCAAAGACGAGCUAGAUCAGUUCAUCUCCAUGACGGACGGCAUGCUCCGAGAGCUACCCAUUGCUUUGAAAGCGAACCAAGGCGCGGCCGGGAGUGCGCAGCCAGGAAACCAACGCCCCUCCCAGCCAGCUCCCGCUGCGGCCCCAUUAAGCGCCGCAAACUUGGAGGAGCAGACACAGGCUCUCAAGCAAGCUCAGAACCGGACGAUUCCUAAGACUGCGCAGCCCCCUGCAGCCCCGACGACAGCCCAACCACCGUUCCAGUUUGGCGCCCACAAGUCACCCGCCAGGAACCCGGAAUACUUCAGCGAGCAACGUAUCACACCCGCCAACCUGGUCCUCCCGCCCCGGAAGAAGGCAAAGACUGCAGCAGCCCAGAAGUCUCCUCCCGUAACUCAAACUCAGGCGGCGGGGCCCUCAUCCCCACAAACGAAGGCGCCGUCUCCUACAGUUGGUAGAAAAGCCGAACCAGUCAAGGCCCCGCCGAAGCUAGUAUGCCCCGAGCCCGGCUGCGAGAUGAACUCCAUGGGCUUCCAGAGCGAGGAGGCGCUCAAUGCUCACCGCGAGGAGGAACAUGUCAAGCCGUACGAGAACCCAUACGGGUUCUUGCAGGAGCAGAUAACCUCUGCUUUGGGGCUGGACGCGCAAGGUCAGCCGAAGCCGGCACAGCAGCUCAAUAGCCAGGAGCCGGCGGCUCUUGCAGCACCACCCAUGAGUGCUAGCGUCUCCAAACAGGGCCAGACACCGAGGAGCAAACCGGAGUCGGCGGCGACACCAAUGUCUCGGGGGGCAUCCAUGCGGCGGCAGGGCAGUGCAGCAGGAGCCAAGGCGGGCGAAGUCGUCGG
Canariomyces notabilis is the source of this 5070-nucleotide messenger RNA. RefSeq lists its product as uncharacterized. NCBI's taxonomy places the organism in Eukaryota, Fungi, Ascomycota, Sordariomycetes, Sordariales, Chaetomiaceae. The annotation marks the transcript as partial. The record is from RefSeq and is a predicted model, not a curated record. The transcript has 8 exons.